UUUGUUUAGUUUACCAUUACUAUUUUUACUGGUUCGUUUCACGACACGGUGUUCUUUCUAAUUUUGUUGAUCUCUUAAAAACAUUGAUAGGUUUCAGCCAUAUUUUCAUUUUAUGUUUUGAAUUUUAGUGUUGAUUUAUUUUGUAAUAGCGUUUUUCAGUGCUACGACUUUACUGGUUAAUUUGUCAGCUGUCCAAAGCUAGCAUCCACCAUUCGAGUCUGCAUUCUCAGAGUGGCAAUUUUUAAUUUGUUUUGUUUAUUGCAUUUUUAUUGAAUUAAUUUUAGGUAAAAUUUAAAUUAAAUUCUUGUCAAGUUCUCCUUAAUUUUGUCAAAUUCUUAAUUUCUUCUGAUGAAUUCAAAUAAACCUGUCUUGCCACAGAAUGUUCUUUCAAUGCGUUUUUAUGCUAAUUGGGAUGUUGAUCGUACUUCUUCCUCAAUCGCUGUACAAAGAACUUUGUCGAUGGUUUUUACCCGUCUAGUCCUCACAAAAACAUUAAUUACCUCUGAAACUACUCCUUUUACUAUUGCUGUUAGAUUACAGGGUAAUCGUCGCAUUUUACGCAGUAAUGAUUUAUGCAUUUCUCCCACAAAACUUGAAACUCCACUUGAUAUUUCUUUUACAAUCCAAUAUUCUCAUUAUGUCAAAAGAAAAUCAAAUAAUCUCCAAAUAUUAAUUCAAAGACGUAAACGUUACAAAAAUAGACAAAUUCCUGGAUUCAAAACUUUGGCAAUGGGAAGAUUAAAUUUGGACGAAAUUUUACAAUUUGGUGGUUCUAGAGAAAUAAUUAUUUGGGAUGCUAGUUGUUUAAAUAAAGCAAGGCAUUCAAUGAGAGAACUCCAUGCUGGCAAAAUUUACGUAAACUCUUGCUUCACCUCAUCUGCAGAAUCGCCGGAACCUUAUUCUGGUCCAUCCAGUUCUAGAAGACGGCAAAGACUUGUUGCUACAGUUAGUGAAAAAGAGCCAAUGGUUUUGAGUGAAGAAGAGCCCGAAGAAUUUACAACUGGGGAAGAAAGUGAAUCAGAUAUGGAUGACACUCCGAGAGGACGUUCUAAUGAUCAGCGUCGGCAGAAAAAAUUUCUUAAACAACGAAAUAUCAAACAAAGAAUUGUUGCUCUUCUUCGAAAAUUUAAACCUGAAGAUGAAACGGUGUUAGAAUGUCCCCUUUCUUCUCGUUCUAUAGUUCCUCCAACAGAGCAAGAAUUGGAAGAAAUAUUUGAAGAACUUGGAAAUAUUAGUGAUUCUGGCCCGGAACUUGAACCUGACAAAAUGAGUAAUCCACGACCAAAAAUCCGUCCAUUUUUUGGCUCUAAAUCAGAUAUUAUGCCUCCUAUUGAAGAUUAUCGAAAUGAUGAAUAUCCUUUUCUUUCGGAUGAAAUUACUGACGACAGUGAGUUUGCAAGUUCCAACGAUGAUAUCCAGCAAUCUCAACAACAACAAAAUAAACGGGAAUCUGAACCAUUUGAUGUGUCCCGAAAGGAAUCUCAUGGGAAACCAAAUUUUUAUGUUCGCCCUCCUUUACCUCUUACACACUCGGAAACUCUUCAAUCAGUAUUAUCAAACAUUGAACCUCCUCAAAACAAAGUUGUGCUUGAUUCUAUGGAAGAUUUGUUGAAACGGUUGGAUAAUUUGUCAAUGUCAAACAAUCAAAUUGUUCCCGAACAUAUAUGGAUUUGUUCAAGUAAAGAUUUAAAUUGGCUUUCUAAAGUUAAUUCAAAAGCAUUAGAACCAAUAAAUCUUUUUGAUUGCCCAACAGAAGGAAGUGUUAAAAUGAUGUUACAAGCUGUUAUUGGAAAAAUACAAAAUUUUUGUAAUUAUAAUUCAAUUUCUCCGCCUGUUUCAAUUAUUGGAGUUUUGGGAGGGGAUCAUUUACUUUCAAAUAUUUUGCGCGCUUAUGUUCACUUAUUACAAGACAAGGCUUGCAAAGAAGAUUGGCUUUAUUAUUUACGUUUUGCAUUGGUUUUACCUCCAGCUAGUGCUAUAGGCCGUUUGCUUAGUCAAGUAGCGGGUUUUGGUGGUUAUUCUGAAGCUAUAUGGAAGGUAAUUCAAAGUGUUUCUCUUGCCUUUCGUGAAGAAAAUUAUUCCAAUUUAACUGAUCAAUUAAUUGAAAUUCGAAAUUGUCUUGUCGCCCUCCAAGGUUCUCAGGAAAAUAAACGUUGUACAAAUUUACAAAUUGGAGAAGCAAUGUUACAAUUAUGUAAAAAUAAAAGUAGUGGAGGACAAUUUGGUUAUAAAGGCGAAAAUGGGACAUCUGAUAUUUUAAAUGGAAAAUUACAGGUAUUUGUCCCAUUUCUCGCCGAAUUAUUAACUUGCUCUACUGUUGGUGGAGAGCAGCCAUCAAACAGUGAAACAUCAACAAAUCUUGCAUCAUUACAUUUUAUUAGCAGUCAAACUGCACAGGCUGAUGAGCAUUUAACUGAGUUUUCACCUGAAUGUUCUUCAAUAGAUGCAAAUAUUGCCAAUUCUAUAAAUACUUCUGCAAAAACCCCAAGAUCAAUUUAUAACCCAACACAACAUUCACACUCUUCUCCAAGCAUUCCAUCUGCCUUAAAUGCAUUGGCUAAUACAGCAGGAAUUGAAUUAAAAGAAAAGGAAAUUAAUGAAGAUGAAAAUGUGUUAGAACAGAAACAUCAACUACAGCAGCAAAAUGUUAAUACUUCCCCACAACGAAAUGUUGGAUCUGCAAAAAUUCUACAUUCAACACCAACUGGUACAGAACCUUCAACCUCAACAUCUUCUCCAUUAACACGUGAACUCCAAAUUGAAUAUUGGACAACUUCAAAUUAUCCUUGUUCUCCACCAGCAUUUACUCAACAAACAGCACAAUCCUCUUUUCAUAACGAUUUUUGUAGUCCAUCAACUAGUAAUAUUUCAACAACAAGUGGUAGCAAGUUUUCAAUGAAAGCGUCAGUUAGAACACUUUCAAUUGCACGUGAACCUUUGAAUCAUUUGUUGUCAAUUCUUUUUGUGAAGGAAAGGAAAAAGGAUAAAGUGCUUCAAAAAUUGGGAAGGAGAAGUAAACAGAAAUCAUUUGAAAACAACUCUGCCGGUUUCUGUGCACAAAGUCGAGUUGUUUCUGGUGUAACUCGUAUUGUCUGUACUAGUGGAGGUGGUGGAAUUGGUAAAAAAGAUGCUGGAAUGAAUGUAACAAUUGAUGGAGUGUUGUGGAAAGGUGUUCGCUUUUUUCAAAUCUCUGCCCAAUGGCAAACGCAUGUCAAGCUAUUUCCUGUUACUUUUCCUAUGGAUUUACCUCUAAUGUCGAUCUUGCCAACUUGA
Messenger RNA from Meloidogyne enterolobii, 3273 nucleotides. NCBI's taxonomy places the organism in Eukaryota, Metazoa, Nematoda, Chromadorea, Rhabditida, Meloidogynidae. The record is from the annotation of a GenBank genome assembly.